Messenger RNA from Metschnikowia bicuspidata var. bicuspidata NRRL YB-4993, 1817 nucleotides. RefSeq names its product beclin 1. Gene Ontology annotation, biological process: late endosome to vacuole transport; cellular response to nitrogen starvation; autophagosome assembly. NCBI's taxonomy places the organism in Eukaryota, Fungi, Ascomycota, Pichiomycetes, Serinales, Metschnikowiaceae. Bases 47 to 1447 code for a protein of 466 amino acids. The record is from RefSeq and is a predicted model, not a curated record. Gene Ontology annotation, cellular component: phagophore assembly site; phosphatidylinositol 3-kinase complex, class III, type I; phosphatidylinositol 3-kinase complex, class III, type II. The transcript has a single exon.
CUUGUUCAGUCACUCAACAAAAGAACUGCAGAACUGAGUACUAAAUAUGGCAUUCCGGUGUCAAAAAUGCCAAACGGAGAUUAAGCUUGACGCUUCAUUUGAAAGCAUGUCGAAAUCCCAGGCAAAACUUCUAGUAUCUAAGGUUCCCACGCCCUCAUUGCGCACUUCUGUCCAACCUACCAAAUUCAUUCACCCAGAUAGAAUAGAAAAGUACCGCCAGGCUCUUAUGUAUGGAGACGAUAAGGCUUCAAUUUCUGAAGACUAUAAAAGCCUAGAGCCCGUCAAGCCAGGAGAACUAGGCCAGUCUUUUGUGUACAUCUCUGAUUCUGAGGAUGUCGAUACUAAAUAUCAGGACGACGAUUUCAGACCCUGUGACAAUGUAGGAGAACAGCUACCUGAUUUUUCCAAAAUCAAAACGUUGAACCAGGUCUUCGAGAUUCUUCUGGCCAAUCAAGAUGUUGGUCACCCAAUGUGCUCUGAGUGUUCCGACCUCUUGACAGAAAACUAUAAACUCAAAUUUGAUCAGAGUCAGAAAGAAAAAGAAUACUAUAGAUCUUUUCUUAAAAAGCUUAAAGAUCGUGAAUCUGACUCUGUGGAUAUGGAAGAGAGCUUGGGUGAUCAAUUGAAUACUGCAGCCAGUGACUUGAAGAGGCUAGAGCUUAUGGAGCAGGAUAGACUUAGUGAGUUGGAAUCGUUGGAAGCACGACACCAUGAGCUCAAUCAGCAGCUAGAUUCCCUUAAUACGAAACUGGAAAUUUCUGGAAAAGUUCAGUUGGAUGAAUUAUUUCGAUUGAAAAACACACUUAACUUGAAUCUUCAGGAGAAACAGACCAAGCUAGAUCAAGCAAAGGCUCUAUAUCAAAAACAUCUCAAUCACUUGGAUGAGCUUCGAAAGAUCAACAUCUAUAAAGAAUUAUUUGAUAUUCUGUUCGAGGGAGACUACGGUUUGAUAAAUGGAUUCCGGCUUGGGUACAAAGUUCCAUGGCCUGAGUGUAAUGUCGCUCUCGGCCAAAUAGUUCGGAUGCUCAAAUUUUUAAAAGAACGAUUAGGUAUUAUACUCGAGCAAUACAAGCUCGUACCAAUGGGAUCGAAGUCAUACAUUUUGAAGCAGCAAAAAAGUCAAUCAGAGCCAGAAUUCAACCCGAAUACAGCCUCAUUUUUACAGUUGUAUUCUUCAAACGAGUUCACGUUGGGAAAGCUCUUUAAUUUCAACAAGCUUGAUGUGUCAAUGAUGGCACUUCUAGAUAUCAUCGCUCAGUUCGAAGCCCAGCUCAUGAAUACUGACAACGAGCUUUCCCUUCCAUAUAAAGCUUCGCUGAAAAAUGGUACUUUAGGAGGUAAAAGUAUCAGAGUGACAUCAAAUGGCCAAUGGACUGAUUCUUGUAGAUACCUUCUAGUCAAUCUCAAUUGGGUCCUCAGUUACGCCAGUGCGCGGCAGGAAGAAUAACCCGCAUCCAUUAAAGAGUUGAAAGAUGAAUAAUCAGGAGCUACGCGGUCCAUUCAUUGGUGCAUGUAUAUUUUCGAGUUGCUGAUUUCUUCAAGGACAAGGCGUUGAUGCGAUAUAUUCGAGCAAUUUCUAGCGGGACCUUGCAUGCGGGCAGAAAUGCACUCGCGGCUCAUGAGCGUCGCUCAAGAUAUGUGUAUGAACCCUAACAUGUACUAAAUAAAGACAAUUGCCCAGAGAUUAGAAAGUAUCUAUUUAUUAAGGGAAAGGGCCUUAUGUCAAACCACGUUAUUCAAUUCGUCAAUGCAAUUUUGGUUGUUCAAUUCUUGUAAAUAACUUUUGUUUGAAUCUUUCCGCAAAAAUUGUGUAAUGG